UACAGAUACGGUUUAGUACCCCAACUUGUGACACCAAAAACCCUAUCAAAACCCUAUUUUGAAAGUCUCAAGACAUAUAACGCCAUCUCAAGUGCUAAUUAUGUUUCUCAUCACUAUAUAAACUGUCCUCUAUGACUCUAUACGAGCACUGAACAUAAUCCUCUCAAAUCCAUUUUUUUCCAUCAUGGGCUCUGAGGGAUCCAGUCUCAAAAUCCUCUUCUUUCCUUUCAUGGCUCAAGGCCACAUUCUCCCCAUGGUGGACAUGGCCAAGCUCUUCGCGGCCCGCGGCGUUCGGGCCACGAUCCUCACCACUCCGGCCAACGCCCGUCUCGUCGGGCCAUCCAUCAAACGGCCCAAUGAAUUCGAAUACAAAUAUCCUAUCGAGCUUAGCUUGAUACCGUACCCCUCGGCCGCAGUCGGCCUGCCCGAGGGGUGCGAGAACGUCUCCUCCCUCCCUCCGACUGAGACGUCGUGCGAUGACUUUUUCGUCGGGUGCGCUAUGAUGAGGGACGCUUUUGACCGCGUCGUCAGGCGCCUGGCGCCCGACUGUGUGGUGACGGACAUGUUCUUCCCAUGGACGUGCGAUGUUGCGUCGGAGCUUGGCGUACCGAGGCUCGUCUUCCACGGGUUCAGUCUCUUCGCGCUUUCGGUCUACGCUAGCCUAGGUUGUUACAAGGCCCUCAAAACCCUGCCCGCCGACGAGGAAUCCUUCGUGAUACCUGGGAUUCCUCAUCGGAUUACGAUGCUACGAUCACAGGUGGCCGAUUUCGGGACCUCGAAAGGCGAGAUGGCGAAGGUCGUGAAGCAAAUGAACGAGGCUGACGGAAAGGACUUCGGGGUCCUGGUGAACAGUUUUUACGAGCUGGAGCCCGACUAUGUCGAGCACUAUAGAAAUGUCGUCGGGAGAAGGGCGUGGUGUAUCGGCCCCUUAUCGCUAUGCAAUAGCGACAUCGUCGAAAAGUCUGGACGAGGAAACACAACCUCGGUAAGCCAAGAUGGCUGCCUAAAUUGGCUCGAUGGCAAGAGUGCAGGGUCGGUCGUGUACGUUUGUUUCGGUAGCAUGAGCAAUUUCUCCAACGCCCAAAUGCACGAGAUUGCAUCGGGCCUCGAGGCCUCAAAUUAUUCAUUCAUUUUGGUGGUGAGGAAAGACGGCGACGAUUGGCUCCCCAAUGGUUUCGAGGAGCGCGUCAAAGAAAAGGGUCUAAUCAUAAGAGGAUGGGCGCCACAAAUACUGAUACUGAACCACACAGCAGUUGGAGGAUUCCUGACGCAUUGUGGAUGGAAUUCGAGCCUGGAAGGGAUCAGUGCGGGCUUACCUUUGAUCACAUGGCCUCUUUUCGCCGAGCAAUUUUAUAACGAGAGAUUGAUCGUCUGCGUGUUGAAGAUUGGGGUUUCGGUCGGAGUGACCGAGUAUCGUGUGAUACCGGAGGAAAGGCUGGUGGUUGGGGCAACGGAGAUAGAAAAGGCCGUGAGUAGCGUAAUGGGCGAUGAUGAGGAGGCGGAGGAGAGGAGGGAGAGAGCGAGGGAGCUCGGGGAGGCGGCGAAGAGGGCAGUGGAUGAGGGAGGAUCGUCUUACUCAGAUUUGGACAGUCUGAUUCAAGAGCUCAUGGCUAUGAAAUAAGUGUGUCAUUAAGAGGAAACGUGCUUGGUGUUCGUUAAGAUUUAAGAUAUUUAUGACAAAUUAAGCUAAUUCGAGUCUUUGACAUUUAUAUGUAGAAGUUCCGAAAUGGUUUGCUGAUCUAUUUGUGUGGCAAAUGACUAAGGGAUUAUAUUAUGUUUACU
Molecule: messenger RNA, 1782 nt
Organism: Asparagus officinalis (garden asparagus)
Lineage: Eukaryota; Viridiplantae; Streptophyta; Magnoliopsida; Asparagales; Asparagaceae
Product: scopoletin glucosyltransferase-like
Exons: 1
Coding region: 185-1621 (478 amino acids)
Molecular function (GO): UDP-glycosyltransferase activity
Source: RefSeq, a predicted model, not a curated record